CUCAUUUUCUCUACACCGAAUCCAUUCAUCACUUUUUCUCAUCUGAGAGUUAAUAUGAAGCUCAGAAAGAAGCGGUUGCCUCCGGUGCAGCCGCCGCAGGUUGAACGCAGGGCCUCAGAGCCUUCGCAAGCUCACCCAUCAAACCGCAUGAAUAGAAGAGCUACAGCACCUUCUAUUGAUUCGCAAACGGGAGAGAGAAUAUACUCUUUUGACAGCGAAACUUCGACACUUGUUGGUGAACCAAGGCCAUAUGACAUAGGAGAGCUUAUGCACAGCCUUACGCGCGAUCGAUCGAUUGAGGAUCUCGCGGAGCUGUACAUGUCCCAAAAUGAAUAUCGUAACCCUGGCGAAUUCUCGAUUGCGAGCUUACCUGCGUCGCUAUGGGAGCGUAUCGCAUCAUUUUUAUCUCUUGCUGAUUCUGCAAGCUUGGCUUUGGCUAAUAGCAUUUUACGAGCAAGAUUAGAUGGCGAUACGCUCUGGAGGAAGCUCAACAACCCCGCAAACAAAGUGGCGAGGUUAGACUUCUUGUUCCGACUUGACAAAUACAUGCCACUGCAUCUACUUUGCACACCGUGCGCUACAUUUCACCAGAGAAUUCGGAUGGGGCGUGAGCAGUACAAGGCUGAUUUCGUUGCAAAUCCGUUGUACCUCUGCCCUAAGGUCUACGAUACCUGGCUUCCGCGUAUGCGUCUCACUUACGGACGAGAACUGCCGUUUAGUUUUAUUCAGCUUGCGACAAGACAACGCAAUUUCGGUUCUUUGCACGGUAUUCCUGCAUCGUCGCUUGACCGGCGUUGGAAAUGCAGUGCCAGUGAAUGGUCUCAUGCAACCCGUUUCGUGGUGGUCAAGGGUAACCUACUUAUGCGGGUUAUCAGCCAAUGCAUCGCACCUCCUAACAUGAUGGACACAGAGCGUCGUAUGCUGUUGCUUGACCGAAUGGAUUACAACCCUUAUUUCUCGGUCUGUGCUCAUUGGAAAAGUGGAGAGUUGAUGAAGGUUUGCAAGUGCGCUGUAUCACACAUCCCAGAACCUCCGGAACGCAUUAGAGAUCAGCUCAAGCAAGGUCGAGGACCAAGCAUCAAUGCCCGAAAUCGCAAUUUUGCAGUCAGUCAAUGCGAAAAUUGCAGGGACAUUCGGCGUUGCCCUCAGUGCCCGACUGAGUAUCUCAUCCAGAUUAAAUUGGUUGAGGACACUGGGCCCACUGGCCGACCAAGCUUCAAGCAUGCCCUGCAGAUUACAAGAUGGAGCGAUCUAGGCAAUGGUUCAAGCCCAAUGUUGAGCUCCGAGUGGGCUUCAUGUUGUGGUUUUGACCCAGAUGGUGUCGGAAAAUUUGACUCGUUCGCUGCUGUAGGUAACCGGACUUUGAGUGGGAAAUUUGAAGCGGAGACCAACAACCACCUGUUCUUGAAGAGAGUGGUUAGUUUGGACCCUGGCAGAGGAAAGCCGAAGCCUUUCAGGUUUGAAGAAUGGAUUUAACUAAGCUUGCGUAAUUCUCCAUUCUUCUUCGAUUGUGGGCUGUUUCCUGCACAAGAAUGUCCAAUUUUUUCACGCCGAGACGGUGAUAAAACGUCAAAUUUUCAGAUUGAAAAUUUUUGACGAGCUUUAAUAAGGAGCAUGUAAUGGAAGGGUUGAAAGACAACUCCUGCCUAAUGAACCUGUCGAAGGAGAAGCAUAUUCUGCACAUUAGCAUGAUGCGUUC
Verruconis gallopava is the source of this 1699-nucleotide messenger RNA. RefSeq lists its product as uncharacterized. Lineage: Eukaryota; Fungi; Ascomycota; Dothideomycetes; Venturiales; Sympoventuriaceae. The transcript has 2 exons. Gene Ontology annotation, molecular function: protein binding. The record is from RefSeq and is a predicted model, not a curated record. The coding region runs from base 55 to 1476 and encodes 473 amino acids.